GGGGAGACGACGACGGCAAACCCCAGUGUUCCCACUUCCCAACCACCAACAUUUCCCCUUCCAGCAUUUUCUUUCCAACGAAAAUCUCGCCGCUCUCGCGGAGGCGGAGGAGGGCACCACCGCGCUUGCUUGCUUUGCUUGCUCCCCCAGUCCCCAUCCAGGGGCGCAUCGCCGACCAGGGCAACAGCCAUGGACGCGGCAGCGGGGAGGCGGACGCUGGCGCUGGUGAACCUCGCGGCCAUCAUGGAGCGCGCCGACGAGGCGCUGCUGCCCGCGGUGUACCAGGAGGUGGGGGCCGCGCUGCACGCCACGCCCAUGGGGCUCGGCACGCUCACGCUCUACCGCUCCGCCGUGCAGGGCGCGUGCUACCCGCUCGCCGCCUACGCCGCCGUGCGCUACAACCGCGCCCACGUCGUCGCCGUGGGGGCCGUCCUCUGGGCCGCCGCCACCUUCCUCGUCGGCGUCUCCGAUACCUUCGCCCAGGUAGCAGUAGCUAGAGGUUUGAAUGGUAUUGGCCUUGCGCUUGUCACCCCUUCAAUCCAGUCUCUAGUGGCAGAUUGCUCUGAUGACAAUACCCGUGGCGCCGCAUUUGGAUGGCUUCAACUCACAGGCAACAUGGGUUCAAUUAUUGGCGGUAUGUUUUCCCUGAUGUUAGCAUCAACCACAGUCAUGGGUAUUGCGGGUUGGCGCGCUGCAUUUCACAUUGUUGGCCUCAUCAGUGUGGUAGUCGGUGCACUGGUAGGCCUAUUUGCAGUGGAUCCCCAUUUCGUCCAUGUUGGAAAUGGCGAGCAACUCUUGCGCAAGUCUGCUUGGGAAGAGAUGAAGGAUUUAGUGAGAGAAGCCAAAGCUGUAGUCCAAAUCUCGUCAUUUCAGAUCAUUGUGGCCCAGGGCGUCACAGGUUCAUUUCCAUGGUCUGCCCUAUCCUUUGCCCCAAUGUGGUUGGAGCUGAUGGGCUUUACACACGACAAAACUGGACUUCUCAUGAUAACAUUUAUAUUGGCAAGCUCACUUGGAGGGAUAUUAGGUGGAAAGAUGGGGGACCACUUUGCUAUUCGCUUCCCGGAUUCUGGCCGAAUAAUCCUGUCACAGAUAAGCUCAGCGUCUGCUAUUCCACUGGCUGCACUAUUGAUGUUAGGGCUACCUGAUGACUCAUCUGGUUUCUUGCAUGGACUUGUCAUGUUUAUUAUGGGCCUGAGCAUCUCCUGGAAUGGUCCUGCUACAAACAACCCCAUAUUCGCAGAGAUCGUUCCUGAGAGGUCAAGGACUAGUAUCUAUGCGUUGGACCGUUCUUUUGAGUCAGUCUUAUCCUCAUUUGCUCCACCUAUUGUUGGUUUCUUAGCCGAGUAUGUCUAUGGCUACAACCCCAUCUCCUAUGGAGCUGGGGCUGGCAGUGUUGGCAGGGAUAAGUCAAACGCCGGUGCCCUUGCCAAAGCUCUCUGCACAGCAAUCGCCAUCCCUAUGCUCCUUUGCUGCUUCAUCUAUUCCCUGCUGUACCGGACAUACCCACGCGACAGGGAGAGGGCAAGAAUGGAUAGUCUUAUUGCAUCAGAGCUGCAGCAGAUUGAGCUGGAAAGAUGUCAUGGAUUAGGAGAUUACGCUGGAAGCAAGGAUGGCACCACUGUGAUCUACAUGGAGUACAGCGAGGAAGAUUUUGAUGCAGAUGACGAUGAGAAAGCAUUAAUGGAUCAGCAGGCUCAGCACAGUGGCAGUGUCAAGUAACCAGGAAUCAUAUGGCAAAUAAAACUCCACGGAGUUUAAACAGAGGUCUGCGAAGUUAGCUCUGGGAUUGCACAGAAAACACCUUGCAUUAGUGCGAGGCAACUCCUAAAAAUGAUCGGAGGGUAUAUGCGGGCUGCUCACGUAGAGCUUCAAUCGGUUGGUGCGUUUUUUGUUGUACGUUUCAAUCGGCCUGUGUCUAUGUACCGAGUAUUUUUCAGGCUUAGGCGGGAGAAUAUAUGAAUAGUUUGAACUUGAGGAAGCUGGGUUGAAGAGUUGGGUAGGAUGAGUAAAGCUUACUUUGAGUUUGUAAGUUAGUGAUUUUAAAUAUAUCGAUGAAACAACCGAAUGAGACUUCCCUUCCCUUCAGGAAGAAGAUUGUUUC
Molecule: messenger RNA, 2101 nt
Organism: Panicum hallii
Lineage: Eukaryota; Viridiplantae; Streptophyta; Magnoliopsida; Poales; Poaceae
Exons: 3
Coding region: 190-1719 (509 amino acids)
Biological process (GO): transmembrane transport
Cellular component (GO): membrane
Molecular function (GO): transmembrane transporter activity
Source: RefSeq, a predicted model, not a curated record